AUGUCUCAAGAGAUGACUCGUGCUGAGUCUAUCGAGGAACAGGAGCGUGCAAGAGAUGAUGGCGACAAGAAGCCAAAGUCUCGCCGACCAGCCAAUACUGCUUUCCGCCAGCAACGAUUGAAAGCAUGGCAACCAAUCUUAACCCCUAAAAGCGUUCUACCUCUGUUUUUUAUCGUCGGCGUGAUCUUUGCCCCAAUUGGCGGUGUUCUCCUCUGGGCAAGCUCUCUAGUCCAAGAAAUUUCCAUUGAUUACUCCGACUGUUAUACACAGGCACCGAACGACAGCUAUGCCCCCGUUCCUCACUAUUCAGCGACCUUCAAAUCUUCUAAAUCUAUAUCGCCACCCAUGUGGCGCAAGUCCAUCAAUGAGUCUGAUUCGGGCAAGAUUAUUACUUGCACCCUCAGGUUCGAUGUUCCGAACGAACUGCCAGCACCGGUUUUCAUGUACUAUCGCCUCACCAACUUCUAUCAAAACCACCGUCGAUAUGUUCAGUCGCUCGAUUUGAAUCAGCUGAAAGGAGACGCUGUCUCUUACGAUACGAUCAAAGGUGGCCCAUGUGACCCAUUAGCAGUCAACACCACCGUUGAGAAGGUAUUCUAUCCAUGUGGAUUGAUUGCGAACUCAUUCUUCAACGACACCAUUGGGAAGCCCCAAAUCCUAGAUCCGAAUGCAUCCGGGAAUGAAAAACAAUUCUACGAAAUGACCGAUAAAGGCAUUGCGUGGGACAGUGAUAAGGAACUCAUUAAACAGACAAAGUACAAUAUGAAUCAAGUGCUGCCACCGCCAAACUGGGUCUGGGCGACCGAGAAAGGUGUCUAUAAGGAGGAUCCCAAAUUACAUGAAAAUGAAGCUUUCAUGGUUUGGAUGAGAACGGCUGGUUUGCCAUCAUUCAGCAAGCUUUCCCGCCGCAACGAUACUCACGGCAUGCCUGAUGGAACCUAUACCAUUGAUAUUGUUGACCGUUUCAAUGUCACCGAAUACGAUGGAACCAAGUCGAUCCUGAUUUCUACUCGAACCGUGCUUGGAGGUAAGAAUCCAUUCAUGGGAAUUGCCUAUGUAGUUGUUGGUGGAAUCUGCGUCGUUCUCGGGGCUCUGUUUACUGUCGCGCACUUGGUGCAUCCGAGAAAACUUGGUGAUCACACUUAUCUUACCUGGGAUUCAAAUCAACCGAGCACUGCCAUCGCCACAGGACGGGAUAAUGCCCCUUGA
This is a messenger RNA of Penicillium vulpinum, 1209 nucleotides long. RefSeq names its product CDC50/LEM3 family protein. Gene Ontology annotation, cellular component: plasma membrane; endoplasmic reticulum; Golgi apparatus. The transcript is spliced from 6 exons. The record is from RefSeq and is a predicted model, not a curated record. NCBI's taxonomy places the organism in Eukaryota, Fungi, Ascomycota, Eurotiomycetes, Eurotiales, Aspergillaceae. The coding region runs from base 1 to 1209 and encodes 402 amino acids.